Molecule: messenger RNA, 927 nt
Organism: Rhodotorula toruloides NP11
Lineage: Eukaryota; Fungi; Basidiomycota; Microbotryomycetes; Sporidiobolales; Sporidiobolaceae
Exons: 1
Coding region: 1-927 (308 amino acids)
Source: RefSeq, a predicted model, not a curated record
AUGCUGUGGAUCCGCUCGCUCGUACACGUUGUUGGCGCCUUCUUCUGCAUCGCUGCACACGACGUACAAGCUCCGAGACCCUCGCACGACGCAGACACGACGUCCCAGCCACCGACGACCGCAGCUCGAGCGACAGUCGCGGAGACGUCGCACCCUGCCUCGAGCGCUCCGCACGACCACGAGAACGACCUGGAACUGUGGAACGAAGUCGCCUGUCGAGACAUCUCCCUCGCAUCAGACGCGCCGCCAACCCCGUCAACCUCCUCCUCAUCCCGCACUCCGCGACUUCCGCCUGAACUUCUCCUCCAAAUCAUCGAGCUGGUCGUUGAGGUUCCCUUCAGCAGCGAUGUCGAGCGCAUUCGUGCGACAAAACCGCCCCUGGAAAAGCCGUUCCCGCUCACGCCUACACCGUACGGUACGCUCGCCAACGUUUGUCUGGCGUCCCGCGAGUUCUGUCGUCUCGCACAACCAGUCAUGUACCGCGAUAUCGUGAUAACGGCAGAGUCGGUAACGCCCUACAACAACCUUGUCAGCCCGCACCCUCUCCAGACUCUCCAGAUACGCGAAGACCUCGCAAGUCAAGUCAAACAACUCCAUUUCGUCUCGUGGAAGUGCUAUUGCGUUUGCCGUGGCAUUCACGGCUUGUCUCCUCCAUUCUUUCCGUUGCUUCGGAAUCUGGAGACGUUGGUGAUGCCCGAAUGUACUCUGCGACUUGGAUUCCAGGAUGCGAAUACGCGCUGGCUUUUCCGCAAGGCGUUCCGUUCUCUGCCUCGUCUUUCGACUCUGAUUGUGAUGAAGGAAGACUCCUGGUUCGGUCCACGCAAACCCUCAGGAAGACGCCCUUGCGAUGGCUCCCUCCCUGAGAACGGUGUCUGGUACCCUGACGGUAGGAAACAAGCCUUCGACCUCACCCCUUACCAGCAGUAA